Messenger RNA from Aspergillus steynii IBT 23096, 652 nucleotides. RefSeq lists its product as uncharacterized. Bases 224 to 493 code for a protein of 89 amino acids. Lineage: Eukaryota; Fungi; Ascomycota; Eurotiomycetes; Eurotiales; Aspergillaceae. Gene Ontology annotation, molecular function: copper ion binding; oxidoreductase activity. The record is from RefSeq and is a predicted model, not a curated record. The transcript has 2 exons.
GGUUCCUGCAUAAGACGGAUAAGUUCUGAGGGUAGAGUCUAAUUGUGGGGGGGGGCUUAAUAUGAGUGGACACCUCCCCAAGAGCUGAGCUGUAUGACCAUCGCGCUUUACUGAACAGACCACGUAGAAAAAUGCGCCCGCGAUUUUUGCCUGGUCCACUCGUCAAACAAAAAUCUACUAUACAUCGAGUCGAACACGGGGCAGGUGAGACUAUUGGAUAUACAUGGUCAUAAAAGGGGCGGUGAAUCCGGGCGAUAUUUCAUGGAUCCCUUGGGGCAACCUGAGCCCUUCAGCCCAGCCGAUUCAUCUGCAUGGUCAUGACUUCGCCGUGCUAGAACAAUCGGAGUCCCCGUACCAAGGACCCAAAUCUCUCAAUCUCACGCUAAAUAUAAUCCUCCCCGUCGCGAUGUCACUCUACUUCCUGGUAAUGGUUACGUCGCCAUUGCGUUCAAAAUUGACAAACCCGGUGCUUGGCUACUUCAUUACCAUAUAGCGUGGCAUGUGUCGUUGGGCUUUGCACUUCAGGUUUUAGGACAGAAAGAGGCUUUUUGUCAGAUUUUGGGCAGGCAGAAAUGGGAGAUGGCUCAGUCAAAUAAGACUUGCGAUGACUGGAACUAUUGGUUUCAUAACAAGACAGACGAGCGCUGGAAAC